UCACGUUAGAUAAGCCGUCGUCUAUCCGCGUUGGGGAGGGAUGACUUGGUAGGCGGUGGAUCCCACGCUGACAUGGUGCCGGUGAGAUUUUAAGCCCUGCUCAGAGGUUUAUAAACUAAUACUCCGUAUAAUAGGGCGUAAUGAGUAUGUUUACAAAUUUUAGACCCACCCAACCCAGAUUCAUCCAUUUCCCAAAAGAGACUUGCAGACUUUAGACCGAGAAACAAGGCGCGGAGAUCACCCCGCCCGAAAGCCAAACGGAAUUUGUCGUCGCAUUUUCUUUUCUUCUCUCGUCCUAGGGUUAGAUUUGCCGAUAUCUUCAGGGAAAUACAGGACCAGUAUACUAAAAAAGCUAGAUCAUCCGAGCAAUAGCAAAAAUCAAAGACCUGGUUGAAUAUUAAUCAAAAAGUUCGGAUCUUGCUGCUUCCAUUCAAUUUCUUUGUUGUUUUCUGCGCAUUUCAGUGAAUCAUAUCGUUGAUAUAGGAACAGAGGAUCGUUGGUUUUUUAUAGUUUGAGCUCAGAGUCCUUCUAGACCUGUCUAGAAGGGAUCGGAUCUGCUUCCAGUUGAAGUCAUCGGUCGUCUGAUGAGAGAGGGCCUUGUAUGUUUGGGAAAUCGUCUGGGAGAACGAUGAAAUGGGCCACAUUGCUUAAAGACUUUAAGGAAAAGGUCGGCAUCUCCCAGCCUCCUUCCACUGUCUCAUCGCCUUCCUAUGCUGCUACUUCCUCCUUUCCCGACAGCUAUGCUACUUCUUCCAGCGACCAACUCGACUUUGCCUCAUCUCCUUCGAGAGACAAACAUGAAUUGGAACUGGACUUCAAGAGAUAUUGGGAGGAGUUUCGCUCCUCAAGUUUGGAAAAGGAGAAAGAAAAGGCCCUGAAUUUGACCAUCGAUGUUUUCUGUAGACUAGUAAGGCAACACGCAAAUGUAGCUCAAAUAGUUACCAUGUUAGUUGAAACACACAUAUUUUCUUUUGUUAUUGGAAGAGCAUUUGUAACGGAUAUUGAAAAGUUGAAACUUAGCAGCAAAACAAGGUCUUUGGAAGUAGAGAAAGUCUUGCAAUUUUUCUCAGAAAUCACUAAGGAUGGGAUCCGCCCUGGUGCAAAUUUAUUAUAUGCAGUCGAGGUCCUUGUUUCUGGGCCUAUUGAUAAACAAUCUCUUCUUGAUUCUGGCAUCUUGUGCUGUCUCAUUCAUACGCUCAAUUCUCUUCUUGGUCCUGAUGAGAGUUGCCAAAAACAAUCUGUGGGCCAUAUUACAGAGCAAGUUCUGGCAGAGAAAAGUCCUGAUGACGAGGCUGCAUCACGUCGUCGGCUUGAGGUAGAGGGUAGUGUUGUACAUAUAAUGAAGGCACUGUCAAGCCAUCCUUCAGCUGCACAAAGUUUGAUAGAGGACAACUCUCUUCAAUUACUCUUUCAAACGGUUGCUAUGGGCUCUUUAAUUGCCUUUUCUCAGUACAAAGAAGGCCUUGUGCGAUUGCACACUAUUCAGCUCCACAGACAUGCAAUGCAGAUACUUGGUCUUCUCUUGGCCAACGACAAUGGCAGCACUGCCAAGUACAUUCGCAAGCAUCAUCUGAUAAAAGUACUGCUAAUGGCUGUGAAGGAUUUUAAUCCUGAGUGUGGAGAUUCAGCCUACACAAUGGGCAUAGUUGACUUACUUCUUGAAUGUGUUGGAUUGUCAUAUAAACCAGAUGCCAGUGGUAUUAGGCUUAGGGAGGAUAUACACAAUGCGCAUGGUUAUCAAUUCUUAGUUCAGUUUGCUUUAGUACUUUGCAAGGAUCAAAGUGGGCAGACUUCCUUUUUAGAAUCUCCUCCAUGUCAAGAACCUGCUUCAGAUGAUGAUCAUGGAGCUACUGCUGCUCACAGCAAUGCAAUGAUGCAAAAGGGAGCAGAAACUUCACCAGAGAAUCUAUCCCCUGUACUAUCUAGGCUACUUGAUGCUCUUGUUUCUCUUUCUCAAACUGGUCCGACUUUAAAAACUUCAAAAGGUGCUUAUGCUAAGCCUAGUGGGCAUGGCAGAAGUCGAACUUCAUCAUCUGACCGAAUAACUGAUGAAAUUUGGGAGAAGGAAAAUGACAAAGUUAAGGACCUUGAAGCUGUCCAAAUGUUGCAGGAUAUCUUUCUGAAAGCUGAUAGCAGAGAACUUCAAGCUGAAGUACUUAACAGGAUGUUUAGAAUAUUUUCGAGCCAUAUUGAAAAUUACAAGUUGUGUCAGCAGUUGCGGACUGUGCCCCUACUUAUCCUCAACAUGGAUGGAUUUCCUCCAACUUUUCAAGAGAUAAUUUUGAAAAUUCUUGAAUAUGCAGUGACUGUGGUGAAUUGCAUACCUGAACAGGAGUUGCUUUCACUUUGUUGUCUGCUGCAACAACCAAUAACAUCUGACUUGAAGCACACUAUUUUAUCUUUCUUUGUAAAACUUCUAUCAUUUGAUCAACAGUACAAGAAAGUACUGAGAGAGGUUGGUGUUUUGGAGGUUCUUCUAGAUGAUCUUAAGCAUCACAAAUUACUUUCUGGUCCCCAGCAGUACGAUGGUGAGCCUAAUCAGAUGGAAAAGAAAUUAAACCCAAGUGGCUUCAAGAAACAUCUUGACAGCAAGGAUGUAAUCCUAUCUUCCCCAAAGUUGUUGGAAUCGGGUUCGGGAAAAUUCCCUAUUUUUGAAGUAGAAAUCACAAUAACAAUUGCAUGGGACUGUAUGGUCUCCUUACUAAAGAAAGCAGAAGCAAAUCAGGCUACAUUUCGAUCAUCUAAUGGUGUGACCACUGUACUUCCUUUCUUGGUAUUUGAUAUCCAUCGCCCAGGUGUUCUUCGAGCUUUGUCAUGCUUAAUUAUUGAAGAUGGUUCACAGUCUCAUCCGGAGGAGUUGGGUGCAAUGGUUGACAUUUUAAAAAGUGGAAUUGUUACAAAUGCAUUGGGAUCUCAAUAUAGAAUUCAAGAUGAUGCUAAAUGUGACAUAUUUGGAGCUUUGUGGCGCAUUCUAGGGGUUAAUAGUUCAGCUCAGAGGGUCUUUGGUGAAGCAACUGGUUUUUCUCUACUAUUGACCACCCUCCAUAGUUUCCAAACUGGUGGAGAACUAGAAAACAAGUCUUCUUCAACCAGCUACAUCAAGGUGUUUACAUAUUUACUACGUGUAAUGACAGCAGCUGUUAGUGACAAUGCUGUUAACAGGGCAAAGUUGCAUGCUAUUGUAUCUUCUCAUACUUUUUAUGAUCUUCUCUUGGAGUCUGGUCUAAUUUGUGUCAGUUGUGAAAGGCAAGUUAUACAGCUGUUAUUGGAACUUGCUCUUGAAUUAGUGCUUCCACCAUUUCUGAUAUCCGAAGAUGGCACGUUGCCGUGCGCGGAUGAAAAUGAAUCGGCUUCUUUUCUUGUUUCAUCUUCUGGCUCUUUUGUUCCUGAUAAUGAACGGGUUUAUAAUGCUGGUGCUGUUAGAGUGAUUUUACGCAAUCUAUUGAUGUUUACUCCAAAGUUGCAAUUAGAUGUAUUAAGCAUCCUUGAUAAGCUUGCUCGUGCAAGUGCCUUCAACCAAGAAAACCUAACAUCUGUAGGAUGUGUGGAACUUCUUCUUGAGAUGAUAUAUCCCUUCCUAUCGGGCUCAUCACCGCUACUAUCAUGUGCUCUGAAAAUCAUAGAAGUCCUUGGGGCAUAUAGGUUAUCAACAUCUGAACUUCGAGUUCUUGUUAGAUAUAUUCUACAGAUGAGACUUGCUACUUCCGGCCACUUUCUCAUAGAUAUGAUGGAACAAUUGAUUCUCAAGGAGGAUGUUGCUUCAGAUGAUGUUUCUCUGGCACCAUUUAUAGAGAUGGACAUGAGGAAGGCAGGGCAUGCUUCAAUUCAAGUUCCACUGGGUGAAAGAUCUUGGCCACCUGCUGCUGGAUACUCAUUUGUAUGUUGGCUUCAGUUCCGAAACUUUUACAAAACACAGACAAGGGAAGCCGAAACAUCUCGAACUGGAUAUUAUAAAAAGCAGACUGUAGCCAGUGGACAAAAUCGCGGACCACAUGUUUUGCGGAUAUUUUCUGUUGGAGAUGUAGAGAGUUCUAAUGCUUUCUAUGCAGAAAUCCGUCUUCAAGAAGAUGGUGUUCUUACUCUUGCCACUAGUAACUCUUCAUCGUUAUCAUUUUCGGGGUCAGAAAUGGAGGAAGGUAGGUGGCAUCACCUAGCUAUUGUGCAUAGCAAACCUAAUGCUUUGGCCGGCCUCUUCCAGUCUAGCAUUGCUUAUGUAUACCUUAACGGGAAACUAAGACACACAGGGAGACUAGGAUAUUCUCCAUCUCCACCCGGAAAGUCUCUGCAAGUCAUCAUUGGAACACCUGUUACUUGUGCACGGGUUAGUGACUUGUCAUGGAAACUUAGAUCCUGUUAUCUUUUUGAAGAGGUUCUUUCACCUGGUUCCAUCUGUUUUAUGUACAUUCUGGGAAGAGGAUAUAGGGGGCUAUUCCAGGACACUGAUUUGCUGCAAUUUGUUCCUAAUCAAGCCUGUGGUGGGGGUAGUAUGGCCAUUUUAGAUUCACUGGAAACUGAUAUGCCAUUGACAUCCACAACACAGAAGGCUGACAAUGCUGGCAAGCAAAGGAGUUCCAAUGCUGAUCGAAGUGGUAUUGUUUGGGAUUUUGAAAAAUUAAGUAACCUCUCACUACAGCUUUCUGGCAAAAAGCUCAUAUUUUCAUUUGAAGGAACAAGCUCGGAACUUCAACGUGCUUCUGGAACUCUGUCCUUGCUCAAUCUAGUUGAUCCUAUGUCAGCUUCUGCAUCUCCAAUUGGGGGUAUUCCCCGUUUUGGGCGACUGAUUGGUGAUGUCCAUAUGUGUAAACGUUGCGUCAUUGGAGAGACUAUUCGCCCAAUUGGUGGCAUUGCUGUUGUUUUAGCUCUUGUUGAGGCUGCUGAAUCUAGGGACAUGCUGCAUAUGGCUUUGAUGUUACUCGCAUGCACACUUCAUCAGAACCCUCAGAACGCGAGAGAUAUGCAGCAAUUUAGAGGAUACCAUCUGCUUGCUCUUUUCAUGCACAGAAGAAUGUCAUUGUUCGAUAUGCAGUCACUCGAGAUCUUUUUCCAAAUUGCUGCUUGUGAGGCAUCUUUCUCUGAACCCAAAAAAUUGGGGACUACUCAUAAGAUUCUACCAACUACACCAACUAUUAGUGAAGGCGACAUGGAUGACCUUAACUUGUCAAAGUUCAGGGAGGAAUUUUCUUCAGUAGGAUCCCAAGGAGAUGUGGAUGACUUUUCUGCCCAAAAGGAUUCAUUCAGUCAUAUUUCAGAGCUUGAGAAUACUGAUAUGCCAAAUGAAACUUCUAAUUGCAUCGUCCUUUCAAAUGCUGACAUGGUUGAGCAUGUCUUGUUGGACUGGACUGUAUGGGUAACAGCCUCAAUUCCUAUUCAAAUUUCUUUACUGGGCUUUCUUGAAAACUUGGUUUCGAUGCACUGGUACAGGAAUCACAACCUGACAAUUCUCCGUAGAAUUAACCUUGUUCAACACUUGCUCGUGACUUUGCAAAGAGGUGAUGUUGAAGUUCCUGUCCUAGAGAAGUUUGUUGUAUUAUUAGGUGUGAUUUUAGAAGACGGGUUUCUUCCAUCUGAAUUGGAACAAGUGGUUAGAUUUGUGAUUAUGACAUUUGACCCCCCAGACCUUUUUUCGCGCAGUCAAGUCAACCGAGAGUCUAUGGGGAAGCACAUUAUUGUUAGAAACAUGCUGCUUGAGAUGCUUAUUGAUCUACAGGUGACCAUCAAAUCGGAGGAGUUGCUUGAGCAGUGGCACAAAAUUGUUUCCUCAAAAUUAAUAACUUACUUUCUUGAUGAAGCUGUUCAUCCUACUAGUAUGAGAUGGAUAAUGACUCUUCUUGGGGUGUGUCUUGUAUCUUCUCCUACCUUUGCACUUAAAUUUCGGUCAAGUGGAGGAUACCAAGGUUUGGCAAGGGUGCUUCCAAGUUUCUAUGAUUCCCCUGAUAUAUAUUAUAUUCUGUUCUGUCUGAUAUUUGACAAACCAGUAUAUCCAAGGCUCCCUGAAGUUCGCAUGCUGGACUUUCAUGCCCUCAUGCCUGGCGAUGGAAAUUAUGGAGAGCUGAAAUUUACAGAGCUGUUGGAAUCGGUGGUUGCCAUGGCAAGGGCAACUUUUGAUAGGCUGUGUAUGCAGUCAAUGCUAGCCCAUCAAACAGGCAGUCUUUCCCAAAUCAGUGCUGGCAUUGCGGCAGAGCUUGCAGAUGAAUAUACAGAUUGGUCAGGGGAGCUUCAAGGUGAAGCUCUGGUGCACAAAACUUAUGCUGCGCGCUUAAUGGGGGGAGAGGCUUCAGCCCCUGCUGCUGCUACUUCAGUUCUCAGAUUCAUGGUUGAUCUGGCAAAGAUGUGCCCUCCGUUCUCCGCAGUUUCUCGACGAGCUGAGUUUCUUGAAAUCUGUAUUGACUUGUAUUUUUCUUGUGUCAGGGCUGCUCAUGCUGUGAAAAUGGCAAGACAACUCUCUGUUACUGUUGAAGAAAAGGCACUUGAUGAUGCUGAUGAAACUUGUAGCUCCCAGAAUACAUUUUCAAGUGCACCACAUGAACAGGAACAAUCAGCCAAAACCUCCAUAAGUAUGGGAAGCUUUCCCCCGGGACAAGUGAGCUCCAGUUCUGAAGACAUGUCAGCAAUGCCAAACAGUGUUACUGGUGAUAUUGGAGAGGUCGCUAUUUCUUCUUGUCAGAAGGAUUUGAAGAAAGAAGCAAAUGAGGAUGCACAAGUUAGUGCAAUUCUGGAUGGUGAAGUGGUUGACCUUACCUCCAUAACUAGCAGCAAUGAGUUUAACUUCCGCGAUACAAAGAUCUCUCUUGAUCCUAUUGCACAAUCAUAUUCACAGAGUUCUGCAUCCUUUACAAACACCGGAUCUCCUAUGUUUUCUGAGAAGUCUUAUUCUAAGACCCCACUAGCAACUUAUUCAUCACCAGUGGUUGCAUUGACAUCUUGGUUGGGUGGUGCUAACCACAACAAUGAUAAUAAAGGCCCAAUUGCUUCCACCCCAUCUAUGGCGUCUUAUGCAUCCUUUAGCGACAUUGAUUCCUCAGCCGACACAAAGUCGGGUUCUCAAGGACAUUAUUCUACCAAUUCAAUGUUCGCCAUCAGCUCAAAACUGCUCUUGGAAGUGGAUGAUUCAGGCUAUGGUGGUGGUCCAUGCUCUGCAGCAGCAGCUGCUGUUUUAGACUUCAUGGCAGAAGUUUUAUCUGGGUUGUUAACUGAGCAAAUGAAAGCUGUGCCCACCAUUGAGAGCAUCCUUGAGAAUGCUCCAUUAUAUAUUGAUGUUGAAUCUAUUUUAACCUUCCAGGGAUUGGUGCUCAUCAGAUUGAUGAACUUCCUCGAAAGGCGGCUCUUGCGUGAUGAUGAGGAAAAUAAUAAAAAGCUGGAUAAGAGCCGUUGGUCUAUGAAUCUAGAUGCAUUAUGUUGGAUGAUAGCAGACAGAGCAUAUAUGGGUGCUUUCCCUCGUUCUGCUAGCGUUCUGAAAACUCUUGAGUUCUUGUUGUCUAUGCUACAGUUAGCAAACAAAGAUGGCCGUGUUGAAGAAGCUGCGCCAACUGGAAAAGGGUACUUAUCUAUUGGAAGAGGAAACAGGCAACUUGAUGCCUAUAUACUUGCAAUUUUGAAAAAUACAAACCGGAUGAUUGCCUUUUGCUUUCUUCCUACAUUCUUGAUAAACAUAGGAGAAGAUGAACUACUCUCAUGUUCACACUUACAAAUUGAGUCCAAGAACAGAGUUCCUAUGAACUCAUCAUCAGAAGAUAAUGGAGUUGAUAUUUCCACAGUGUUGCAACUGCUAGUUGCAAACAGGCGGAUAAUAUUCUGUCCCAGCAACAAUGACACUGAUAUAAAUUGCUGCCUUUGCAUAAACCUAAUUUAUCUUCUCCACGAUCAUAGGCGCAAUGUACAAACCAUGGCCAUUGAUAUUCUUAAAUAUCUUUUAGUGCACCGCAGGGCUGCACUUGAAGACUUGCUUGCUUCUAAACCAAACCACAGAUCUUCUUAUGACGUUCUUCGUGGUGGUUUUGACAAGCUGUUGACCGGAAACUUGUCUGCAUUUUUUGAGUGGCUUCAUAGUUCUGAGCAAGAAGUUAAUAGAAUUCUGGAACAGUCUGCUGCCCUGAUGUGGGCUCAGUAUAUCACAGGGUCAACAAAGUUCCCUGGAGUGAGGAUUAAAGGCAUAGACAGUCGUCGUAAGAAAGAGAUGGGAAAGAAAUUGAAAGACAACGCAAAAUUAGAUGCUAAGCACUGGGAUCAGAUCAAUGAACGAAGAAUUGCACUUGAAUUAGUUCGUGAUGCAAUGGCUACUGAACUAAGAGUUAUUCGCCAGGAUAAGUAUGGUUGGGUAAUGCAUGCUGAAAGUGAGUGGCAAAGUCACCUGCAACAACUUGUACAUGAGCGAGGAAUAUUCCCAGUGACAAAUUUGUUCUCUGGUGAUGAACCUGAGUGGCAACUUUGCCCCAUUGAAGGUCCAUAUAGGAAGCGCAAGAAGCUUGAGCGCUGCAAACUAAAAAUAGAAACCAUCCAGAAUGUUCUUAAAGGACAAUUUGAGUUGGGGAAGAUAGAAUUGUCCAAGGACAAGACUGAGACUGACCUGAACGCUUCUGAUGUUGAGUCUGAUUACUUCUUCAAUCUUCUGACUGAUAACCCUCAACAGGAUACCUUUGGUAGUGAUGUUUAUGAUGGGUCAGUCUUCAAAGAGACCGACGAGUUCAAGGAUGCAGCUUCCAGUAAAGCUGGGUGGAAUGACACUGAUAGCAGUGUUAAUGAAGCAAGUCUGAGCUCUGCUGCAGAUUUUGGCUUGAAAUCCAGUACUGCUUCCAUUCGAAAAGCUGAGAGUGUACAGGGGAGAUCCGAACUUGGAUCUCCAAGGCAGUCUUCGUCAGUAAAAACUGACGAAGUUAGGUUGUCAGGGGAAAAAAUUGAAAAGGAAUUAAAUGAUAAUGGUGAAUAUUUGAUCAGACCAUACUUGACACCUCUUGAGAAGAUAAGGUACAAAUAUAACUGUGAAAGAGUAGUAGGUCUUGAUAAACAUGAUGGCAUUUUUCUGAUUGGCGAACUAUCACUCUACGUCAUUGAGAACUUUUAUAUUGAUGAAUCUGGGUGUAUAUGUGAAAAACAGAGUGAGGAUGAUCUUUCAGUCAUUGAUCAAGCUCUAGGUGUAAAGAAAGAUUUUUCUUGUGGUAUGGAUUCACAUUCGAAGUCAAGUUCUUCUUGGGCUGUAACAGCUAAGACUUAUGUUGGGGGUAGGGCAUGGGCAUACAAUGGCGGUGCCUGGGGGAAGGAAAAAGUUUGUAGUAAUGGCAAUGUGCCCCAUCCUUGGCGAAUGUGGAAGCUUGAUAAUGUCCAUGAAAUUUUGAAGCGGGAUUACCAACUUCGCCCUGUUGCAGUUGAGAUUUUUAGUAUGGAUGGUUGCAAUGACCUUCUGGUUUUCCACAAAAGGGAAAGAGAGGAAGUUUUCAAAAAUUUAGUUGCCAUGAAUCUUCCACGAACUAGCAUGUUGGACACCACCAUUUCAGGUUCAGUGAAGCAGGAAAGCAAUGAAGGCAGUCGCCUCUUUAAGGUUAUGGCCAAAUCAUUCUCAAAGAGGUGGCAGAAUGGAGAGAUAAGCAAUUUCCAGUACCUCAUGCAUCUGAACACUCUCGCAGGUCGUGGGUACAGUGACAUUACCCAGUAUCCUGUGUUCCCUUGGGUUCUUGCUGAUUAUGAGAGUGAGAGUCUUGACUUGUCAAACCCCAAAACUUUUCGGAGGCUUUCUCAACCAAUUGGUUGUCAAACAGGAGAAGGUGAAGAGGAGUUCAGGAGAAGAUAUGAAAGUUGGGAUGAUCCUGAGGUUCCCAAGUUCCAUUAUGGUUCUCAUUAUUCUAGUGCUGGAAUUGUUCUUUUCUAUCUCAUCCGACUUCCACCUUUUAGUUCCGAGAAUCAAAAGCUUCAGGGUGGACAGUUUGAUCAUGCUGACCGCCUCUUUAACAGUAUAAGAGAUACCUGGUUAAGUGCUGCUGGGAAAGGAAACACAUCAGAUGUUAAGGAACUGAUUCCAGAAUUCUUCUAUUUGCCGGAAUUCCUAGAGAACAGGUUCAAUCUUGAGUUGGGAGAAAAACAAUCAGGGGAAAAGGUAGGUGAUGUUGUUUUACCUCCAUGGGCCAAAGGAAGUGCUAAAGAGUUCAUCAGGAGGCAUCGAGAAGCUCUGGAGUCUGAUUUUGUUUCUGAAAAUUUGCACCACUGGAUUGACCUAAUCUUUGGUUGUAAACAGAGAGGGAAGGCUGCAGAGGAAGCUGUAAACGUUUUCUACCACUACACAUAUGAAGGCAGUGUAGAUAUUGACUCUGUUACGGAUCCUGCAAUGAAGGCUUCAAUUCUUGCCCAAAUCAAUCACUUUGGUCAGACACCAAAGCAACUGUUCCUGAAACCCCAUGUAAAGAGGCGGUCCGACAAAAAGCUUCCUCCACACCCACUGAAACACUCUUUGCAUCUUGUUCCACAUGAGAUCCGCAAGACCGCUUCUUCUAUAUCUCAGAUCGUCACUGUCAAUGACAAAAUCCUUGUGGCCGGCUCGAACACCUUCAUGAAACCCAGAACGUAUUCCAAGUAUGUCUCGUGGGGAUUCCCUGACCGUAGUUUGAGAUUCAUGAGCUAUGAUCAAGACAGGCUUCUCUCUACACAUGAAAACCUCCAUGCAGGCUACCAAAUACAGUGUGUCGGUGCCAGCCUUGACGGACGGCUUCUGGCAACAGGAGGUGAUGAUGGGUUGGUAUGCGUUUGGAGAGUAUGUAAAGACGCGGGACCCCGUUCCCUGAGACGACUCCAGCUAGAGAAGGGACUCUGUGCACACACUGGGAAAAUCACUUGCCUUCAUGUUAGCCAGUCGUACAUGAUGAUAGUGAGCGGGUCGGACGAUUGUACCGUUAUAGUGUGGGAUCUUAGCUCCAUGGUUUUUGUCCGGCAACUUCCAGAAUUCCCCUCCCCCGUUUCUGCAAUUUAUGUGAACGACCUGACUGGGGAAAUCGUGACAGCCGCCGGGACUUUGCUGGCUGUUUGGAGCGUCAAUGGGGACUGCCUUGCUGUGGUCAAUACCUCACAACUUCCAUCCGAUUCUAUCCUCUCCCUCUCUGGUAAUAUGAGUUCUGACUGGCUGGAAACCAACUGGUACGUCUCCGGGCACCAGAGCGGUGCGAUUAAGGUAUGGAAAAUGGUACAUUGCUCGAGUGAGGAGUGUAGUCAGAGUAAACAGAAUGGGAACCCAAUGGCUGGGUUAAAGCUUGAUGGAGAUGAUAAAAAAUCCCAACCCGAGUACAGAUUAUUACUUCACAGGGUGUUAAAGUGCCAUAAGCAUGCUGUUACCGCCCUCCACCUGACUGGUGAUCUGAAACAGCUGUUGAGUGGGGAUUCUAUGGGGCAUCUCCACUCCUGGACACUCCAUGAAGAGAAAUUGAAAUUUGUGGCGAAUCAGGGGUAGUUGCGGAAAUUAGAUGCACAUCUGAUAUUCCAUGGGUGAUUUGGGGAUAAAACAUGCCCUGGUUCUCGUAAUACUAUUUGUUUUACCUUAACUGUGACAAUGGAAAAGGGAAAUGCUCAAAAGUGGAAGGGCUUGGUCUUGGAAGGUGAUCUGAUUAGUGGUUGGGCAGGAUGUAUGUCUGGGGAGGAGAUUAUCAAGCUGUCUCCUGCCAGUUAUUGUGUGUAUAUAUAACAGAAAGGAAGGCGCAUGUACGACUGUGUAUAAUGAGGUUUGUAUAGGCUUUUGCAAAUGUUUCCCAGGAAAAGACACAUGUUUGGGAUUAGUAAUUUGCCAGUCCUUUCAGGGCUUCUAAUUUAUUUUGCUAUUAAGUGACAUGUUCCACUGGUUCUGGGAAGCUCCACCACUUUGAGAAUAUUUUUUGAGUUAAUUGCAGAAUAGCGCCAUUGGUUUGGUAACCUGCACCCUAACAGGUUUGAAAUUUAUUGUCUUUUUUACCAGGAAAGAAUGGGUGCAUUGUUAUUGUAACUCACACAACGGGCCUUAUGCAAAUAUAUGUUUCAUUUUUG
This is a messenger RNA of Cuscuta epithymum, 11991 nucleotides long. The record is from the annotation of a GenBank genome assembly. NCBI's taxonomy places the organism in Eukaryota, Viridiplantae, Streptophyta, Magnoliopsida, Solanales, Convolvulaceae.